Messenger RNA from Rhinichthys klamathensis goyatoka, 2435 nucleotides. RefSeq names its product calmin b (gene clmnb). The transcript is spliced from 10 exons. The record is from RefSeq and is a predicted model, not a curated record. Bases 283 to 2334 code for a protein of 683 amino acids. Gene Ontology annotation, cellular component: meiotic nuclear membrane microtubule tethering complex; nuclear outer membrane; cytoplasm. Gene Ontology annotation, molecular function: actin filament binding. Gene Ontology annotation, biological process: nuclear migration. Lineage: Eukaryota; Metazoa; Chordata; Actinopteri; Cypriniformes; Leuciscidae.
AAGUAUCCACAUGUUUUUAUUUGUUAAAAGUGAAUAGGUGAAAUGUCAACACAUAACAUGACUAUGAAUGAGUAUUAAAUAUUGGCUUGAGGCAGUAAAGGAUUUGCAGGAGCUGUCACAGGUGUAUGGAGGAGACGGGCGUGUACUGGCAGGAUUUGACGCUCAAAAACACUCUUCUCAAACCCGACGACUCGAUUUCCUCAAAUGUUCUCCUGUAGCGUCACUGCAGCUAUGCUUGGAGCAUAUUCCUGACUUUGAGAAGUUUUCGUGGUCCCGUUCAGGAUGUCCUUAACAUCGAGUAAGAGAGAUGGACGUGUAAAAGACAAGAAGUGCGCGAAAAGAGCCCAAGAGGAGAAGCAGGCAGUCCAACAGAGAACUUUUACCAAGUGGAUAAACAUGCAUUUGAAGAGAUGUGACCCACCUUUACAGGUUAAUAACUUAUUCACUGAUGUGCAAGAUGGAAAGGUUCUCAUGGCUCUUCUAGAGGAACUGUCAGGCUGUAAUAUGCUUGAUAGAUUCAGGCCAUUCCCGCAUCACAUCUUCAGACUAAACAAUAUUGCGAAGGUCUUGAAUUUCCUCGAGGACAGAAAUGUGAGUCUUAUAAAUAUUGACGCUAAUGAUAUUGCUGAUGGCAAUCCUUCAGUUGUUCUCAGGCUAAUCUGGAACAUCAUUGUAUACUAUCAGAUUAAACAGGUUACAGGACACCUAGAGAAAUUCCCUUCCACCUUCAGUCUGCUGUCAUUACCUUGUGGCAGUGAUUCUUCAGGUCGUAGUUCCCCAGUAUCACCUGGAGAUGACAUAUUCGGCACUCCACCCUCAAAAGGCAAAAGGUCCUUGCAAAAUCUCAAGUACCGCGGUACAGCCAUAAAGACUCUGCUUAGCUGGGUGCAAAACUGCACAGCAAAAUAUGGGGUAGAAAUUCAUGAUUUCGGUAACAGCUGGAGGAGCGGAAUGGCUUUUUUGGCACUGGUUAAAUUCUUCUGUCCUGAAUUUGUGGACAUGAGGAAAGCUUUGUCCUCUGAGCCCCGCCUAAACAUGGAGACAGCCUUCACAGCAGCAUAUGAGUGGCUGGGGAUUCCUCCACUGCUGGAUCCGGAUGAUGUUGCAGUGUAUUCACCAGAUGAGCAGUCCGUCAUCACCUAUGUAGCCCAGUUUCUUGAAUGUUGGCCAGGCCAUGGUGAGGACAGUGCGUCAACAGAUUCCUCUAGAGGCACACCAAACUCCAUUGAAAGAUGGGACAGACCUUGGAUUGAUUCGGUUAGCUGUGUGUCACAAUCUAAUGUCUCCGCUGAAGCUUUGAGACGGCUUCAAAACCCUUCUGAGACCUGCCAAGAAGAACAAGAUCAAGUGCUCGGCUCAGAGUCGCUUCCUAUCUGUCCUUCAGACAACCCUGUGGGUUUAGCUAUACCUCAACAUUUCCUCACCAUGAAGAGUUCCAGCUGGUCAACUGGACAAUCCUUCUCAGACUCCACUGGAGGGCAGUGUUGUGACUCUGUAGCAUGGAAAAAAGGCUUGAUGGUAAAUCUGGAGGAUGAUGGGAACAGUUCUGAGGUUUCAAAGGCCGUUUAUGCGAUGUCAAUGCUGGAUUCAGACGAGGAGGAUGCAUACAGCUACAUCUUAGAGCUGGACAAUAAAGAAGCUGGAAUGGUGUCAAAUGUCAACUUUGAAUUCAUUACAGUUAUGGAUGCUCAGGGAACAGAGUUUGAUAUAAAUGUUGUCAGUACACUUGAAUCUCAAGGAAGUGAAAGAAACGCAUUGUGUAAUUUGUGUGAUGCACAGAGUCAAUUAAAACCCACGAAUGCACUGAUGUCAUGUGAUAGCAAAGGUACAGAUGAAAGCACACUGAGACAGGUCAAGGACAUCAAUGUGUCCCAAAGGGACCGUGACUCUCUGUCGAUGAAUCAAACUGGUAUAGACAACACAUACAAGACUGCCAGAUCAUCUGCUGAUGAACGUUUGGACUUGGACUGUUCAUUCAAAAUGAAGGAGAGUAUUUACUCGGAUGUAUUUACUCUGACUUGCAGUGAUGGUGUUGAUCAUGUGCAAGUGGACAAUGAUCUUAAUAAGGAGAAAAUUAGAGAGGACCUUUUUCUUUGCGAAUUGCAUGAUAGUCUAUCAGAAAAUGACCAAUAUGAGCAAAACCGUUUUUUAGAUCAAAGUGUUUUGGAUAGAAUAACCGAAGAACCUGCAGUUUCACAUUUGAGGAACGGGGGUCGUGACCGAACUAGUUAUGAGAUGGAAGAGCUACAUGUGCUUCUGUUCCUCUGGGUGAUCGCCUACUGCUGUCUUAUAUAUCCUCACCUGGACUUCUUCAGUCGAUUAAGUAAAAACUAGCAAUGCUAGAGCAAUAUACUAAUAAGGACAGUUGAACAAAGUGCAAUACUGUGCGUCCACACACGCAAACUCAGUUUAUCUCCUUCUCACUGUUUGUAAGU